This is a messenger RNA of Xiphias gladius (swordfish), 2491 nucleotides long. It is a transcript of the gene scaf1, whose product is annotated as SR-related CTD-associated factor 1. The record is from RefSeq and is a predicted model, not a curated record. Lineage: Eukaryota; Metazoa; Chordata; Actinopteri; Istiophoriformes; Xiphiidae. Gene Ontology annotation, molecular function: RNA polymerase II C-terminal domain binding. The coding region runs from base 98 to 1804 and encodes 568 amino acids. The transcript is spliced from 5 exons.
CAGUCGUAAAGGCAAGCUUCAGUCCAAAGUGUCUGUGCUGGUGCGUGAGGGGGUGAGCAGCACCACAGGGGCUUCGGUUGGCUCUGGAAAGUUGGGCAUGGACCUCCUAGGGCCAGGAGGUACAGGGGGGGGUUCUGGAGGCUCUGUGGUGGGUGGCUCCAUUGCAGUAGUCUUCUGCAGGGACAAUGAGAGCAGGUCUCCUUUCCUCAAACCUUGCUCAGAGCCGCUGUCACUGAGUGGCCGCAGUAAAGAGCUGGCCAUUGUUGGAAAGCGAAGCAGCCUGGUUGCACCGCCAUCCUCCUUAACCAGUCCUGUAGGACUGAAGUCUAAGAAAACAAAACCCAGCUCCAUCACAUCCAGCUCUUCUUCUGCCUCCUCCCCAUCAUCAUCUCUGGCAAACAAGCGACGCCGUCCCCUGGUCAAGAAGACGAGAGGGAAAGUUGGAGCUGCAGGAUUAACAGCUGGAGACGGCAGCAAAGCAAAAGCCAUGUCUGAGGGCUGGGGUGGAGCCUCCUUAGAUGUUCAGUCCGCAAUCGGAGAUGGGACCAAGUCAGUCAGUCCACAUACUGGCCAAGCUGGCCCUACACCCUCUUCCUCCUCCUCCUCCUCCUCCUCCUCCUCUUCCUCCUCCUCCUCCACCAGUGUGCUCCCACCCUCUUCCUCUCCACAACAAACGCCUCCACCCUCUAUGGCUCCUUCACGGGACACCAGGGAAUCUUCGCCAGACUCUCAGACUGUGGACAGCAGCUGUAAGACUCCAGACCCUUCUUUCUUAGCUGAAGACUGUCCAACUCAGACCAGCCCCACACUCCCGACAUCCAGUCCGUCCAGCCUGUCCACCCCCCAGGGACCUGGCCUCAGUAUCGCCUUGUCUACACCCACAGCCAAGCCUCCUCCUCCAGAUGAUCCACCCAAAUCUCUGGCCUCACCUCCUUGCUCGUCCUCUUCGGCAGGCUGUAGUCUCACUUCCCUUUCUUUGCCUCUGUCUUCAUCAGACCCCUCCUCCUCCUCCUCUGUAUCCUCCUCAUCUGCUAGUAAGCCACCCCCCCCCCCUCCUCUGGCAGGACCUGCUCUCCCAUGGAGUCUGCAAACUGGAGUGGACUGCACAACUGGAGGCGUCCUAGCACUAACUGCUCUGCUCUUCAAAAUGGAAGAGGCCAAUAUCGCCAGCAGAGCCAAAGCACAAGAGUUCAUUCAAGCAACCAGCCAGAUCCUCUCACAGGCCAAUCAGAUCCAGUCCAAGCAGCAUGCUCCUCCUUCCUCAGGCUCCUCCUCCUCACAAAUCCCUCCUCCUCCCUCUAUCCCUCCGCCUCCUGGUCUGAGCCCAGCCCAGUUCAUCCUCCACAGCUCCCUCCCAUUGGUUGGCUGCACCAAAACUCCACCCUCUCACCUGCACACCUCUUUAGGCGGUGGAUGUGCACAGACCCCGCCCUCCAUCAUGCCUGUGGGGCUGUCAGGAGUGACUGGGAGCUCCGGUGAAACUGGAUGGGACAAUGAAAGCAAAGACACUGAUAAGUACCUGAAGAAGCUGCACACCCAGGAACGGGCAGUGGAGGAGGUGAAACUUGCCAUCAAACCUUAUUAUCAGCGCAAAGACAUCAACAAGGAAGAAUACAAAGACAUCCUCAGGAAAGCUGUGCAUAAGAUCUGCCACAGCCGCACUGGAGAAAUCAACCCAGUCAAAGUCAGCAACCUUGUAAAACUGUACGUCCAGCGCUACAAAUACUUCCGGAAACAUGGACGCAAAAUGGAUGAGGAAGAGAGGGAUGACAGGGAGCCCGGUGUGAUGCAUUCCUCCGCCUGAUAAGAGACUUUUUAAAAAUGUUCCUCUGCAUCGCCUUCUGCUCAAGAUGUGAGCCAUCCACUGAUUGUUUUUGUCUGAUAUUUUUAUUGGUUUCAUGGCCCUUAUUGUUUAUGUUUUUAUGUGAUUUUAUGGAAGUCUCUGCCCUUAUCGCUGUGAUCUCACUGUAAAUAUGUCUCACGUUAAAAAUGUAUCACGUACACAAUGCUGAAGAAGGAGAUUCUACCAUGCACACCUGUGUGAUCUAAUACAGUACAGUACACCAACCCUGCAAUAAAUUCCACCUUUACGAAGUAUAUAGAUUUUAGUUUUUGUUGACAAUGGCCAUUAGACAUUUCACAGUGGUGGUAAUGAUUGCCCAUCCCCAUGUAUAUCAGAAUCCAAGCUGAGGCGAGAUGUAAUACUGAGUUGCACACAUUUAUAUUGUACCAUCCUGAAGGACACUAACAGGCCCACCCCCCAACCCCCUUUUUUUUUUCUCUCUGAGACUUUGCUGACAGUAUGCAAACUGGAGCUGUCAGUGAGUUGGGCAGCUGAACAAGCUGAACAAUGAUGGUUCAAACACAUUGACACAUCUCUCAGUUCUUUGAUUUUACUGUCUGUGUGCAUGUGUUACAGAGGUUGAGAAAGUUGCUAAAUCUCUUUAUAAAAUGAUUUGACCAACAAAAUAUAAAUGUUGCUUGAAAACCA